UAUCGAAAAAAUUGAUGAAUUGGGCGAAUCGAUGAGCCGUGGUAGUUGCACCAGAUCCCUUUCACUGUGUCUGUGACCACUCUUCUUCUAAACACCCCCCCAUUAGCUCACUCUCUUCACCUACCCCAAUACCCAUUCCCUUUUAUUCUCUUUCAUUCCAAACCCAUUUUUCAAAUCAUCAUGGAUUUUCUACAAACACCAGAAAAUCAAAUUCUUGUUGGUGUCGCCGUUGCUGUUGUAGCCAUUGGUGUUGGUGCUAUCUAUCUCCUUUCUUCUAAGAAGUCCAAAGCUUGCUUGAACCCAGACCAGUUCAGGGAGUUUAAACUUGUCAAGAAAGCACAGCUGAGCCAUAAUGUUGCAAAGUUCACAUUUUCACUCCCAACACCCACAUCUGUUUUGGGUCUUCCUAUUGGACAACACAUAAGUUGCAGGGGUAAGGAUGGUCAAGGUGAUGAGGUUAUCAAACCAUAUACUCCUACAACUUUGGAUUCCGAUGUUGGACAUUUUGAACUAGUUAUCAAGAUGUACCCUCAAGGAAGGAUGUCACACCAUUUCCGUGAGAUGCGUGUUGGUGACUAUCUUGCUGUUAAAGGACCAAAGGGACGUUUCAAGUACCAACCGGGUGAGGUUAGAGCAUUUGGGAUGCUAGCUGGAGGCUCUGGAAUCACUCCAAUGUUCCAAGUUGCUCGAGCAAUAUUAGAAAACCCAAAUGACAAGACCAAGGUGCAUCUUAUCUAUGCCAAUGUUACAUUUGAGGACAUUCUUUUGAAGGAAGAACUUGAUGGUCUUGCUACUAACUAUCCAGAUCGGUUUAAAAUAUACUAUGUGUUGAAUCAGCCUCCUGAGGUAUGGGAUGGUGGCGUUGGAUUUGUUUCAAAAGAGAUGAUUCAAGCACAUUUGCCUCCUCCAGCACAAGAUAUUAAGAUAUUGAGAUGUGGGCCACCACCAAUGAACAAGGCUAUGGCAGCUCACCUGGAAGCCAUCGAAUAUGCUCCCGAGAUGCAGUUCCAGUUUUGAUUGUCUUCAUCAUGGCGCUUAACAUUGCAUUUCAUGGCCUUAGUUGAUUAAGAGACUGAUAUCAGAUUUAAUUUUUUUUGGGUUAAGAGUCUGGGAUUUACAGUGCAUUUAGUUUCACAACUUUCUUGAGAUUUGAAGUCUGAAAUAAUUUCUUCUCAUAUGAGAAUGAGAUAUCGAGAUUGGUACAUUGACCAUGUGCUAGAAAAUGCAUAAUACAUUUUGAACUCUUAAAUCUCUGUGCAUCACGGUAACUAAUGAACUUUUAUGGUUUCAAAAUCUCCUAAAA
Molecule: messenger RNA, 1303 nt
Organism: Medicago truncatula (barrel medic)
Lineage: Eukaryota; Viridiplantae; Streptophyta; Magnoliopsida; Fabales; Fabaceae
Product: NADH--cytochrome b5 reductase 1
Exons: 9
Coding region: 181-1017 (278 amino acids)
Biological process (GO): electron transport chain
Molecular function (GO): cytochrome-b5 reductase activity, acting on NAD(P)H
Source: RefSeq, a predicted model, not a curated record